Molecule: messenger RNA, 4941 nt
Organism: Ectocarpus sp. CCAP 1310/34
Lineage: Eukaryota; Phaeophyceae; Ectocarpales; Ectocarpaceae
Source: the annotation of a GenBank genome assembly
AUGUUAUCGAGGGCUACAAUGCAGGAGAUGCUGAGGUUGGAAGAGCACGAGCUGAGGUCCGAGCGGAGAGCUGGAGAGGGGAAGGAAGAGAUGAGGCAUGCCCUAGUUGCUGCCGGCAUGGGCCGGGGUGGCGAGGCGGGGAAACCAGCCGCUGCAGGAUCGGAGCAAGGUGGACAUCGACUCCAGCAACCACAAAGGUCGGUGCAGUCACAUCAGCAGCAACCAUCGCACUUCUGCCAGCUCCACGGCCCCAACAGCACCCACGAGACCUCCGAAUGUCACAAGUUACGCAACGAAUUCCUCGCCCACUACAACGAGUUCUGCGCGUACAUGAGCGGGAGGCGGGAGGCCCAGGCAUCGGUCUUUCCUCGAGGCGGAGCCCAAGACUCGGGGCGGAUGGUUGGUGGCCCAUCUCGACAGCAGCCGUACCAAAACGAGCAAGGUGCGGGCUGGAGUCGGGGCCACUCUCCAGCGCUGCCGGGACCGCCGCGUGGGCAAGGAUCCGGAACUGGAGGACAGCUGCAGGGGCACAACUCUGGGGGGCGUGGGUAUGGUGGAUACGGUCCUUCCCCCCCGGAGAGCCAAGGUCGUCAGGUGGGCGGCCGUGGUGGCUACGGGUACGGGCUCGCGGCUCACGGAGUGGACCAUGGCGGAGGUCCCUACGGCAGCGCCGCCGGCGGGGGAUACGGUUUCCACCAAUUGCCCGACGGCGGAGGGCUCUACCAGCAGCAAGAACAAGAAGUGAGCAACGUACCACACUAUCCUUCUGCUGCUGGACCGGACGCGCAACAACCACAAGCCUACGAGGCCUUCGACACCUCGCCGCGGCAUCAACAGCACCAGCACUACGGUGCACCCCAGGCGACCUCUUCCUCCUCCUCCCUCUCUCCAGCUCCAGGCGACGCUCUACCUCCAGCUGGCGAUUCCCCCCUGCAUCUCUUCGUGGCACGUGUCGUGUGCCCUCGAGGCAAGUCUAACAUUGAUAUUGAGAAGGAUGUUGGUUUUUCGAAGUCUGACGUGUUCACGAGUGCGGAGUCUCAUGUGUCAAUGCCUGGUGUUCCCCGCGUGCCUGCUGUGCAUGAACGUUCUGAUGAUGAGUUCGGUGUCUUGAAGUUUGGUGUGUCUACUCAUGAUGUACCCCGCGUGCCCGCUGCACUUGAGAGUCCUGAUGAAGUGGUCGGCGUUCCGGAGUGUGAUGCAUCUGUCCCUGCUNGAGCCAGUGCGAUGAUUACUAACAAAGUGGAUGCAUUGUACAAUCUACGCCACUUGGGCGCGGAUGAACGAUUUAUUCAGAUUGGAGACUCGGCUCUCAUCAAGGUUGCCGCUGUAGGGAGUUUGGACCUUAGGUUCCACCAAAUCGGAGCCGACGGGAAACAGGAGGAUUUGGACGUCACUGUGCCAGAAGUUUUGUUUGUACUCGGGUGUGGUUUCAACCUUUUCUUGGUAUGGAAGGUGUCUCACAAGCAUGAGCGGAUAUACUCGGCGAAGAUGAUUGAUGUGUGGGAGAGUGAAGAGUGUGAACGCGCCAUGGCUGUGUUGGGUCCGGGGAAGACACCUUUCAAUGUCGGCAAUGCACAAAAGGUUAUGGAUAUUAACACGUUCCACAACCGUGCCGGCCACUUGUCCAAACCCAUUUGGAGACUGUCCGCGAAGAAGCACGGGAUUACCCUCACGGGCACGAUGGACAGCUGUCGAUGGUGCUUGACGGCGCGAGGGACGAGGGCGUCGGUGCCGAAGCAGGGGGGCGGGUACCGCGGCAAGAGGGCGCCGAACGACGUGUUCCACAUCGACCUCUGCGGCGCGUACACGGCGACGAUCGGUGGCAACCACUAUAUGCUCUUCGGUGUGGACGCCGCCACGGGAUGGAUGCAGUACCACGGCGUCGUCGAGAGCGCCAUCCAGAGGUGCCUCAAGGUGGCCAAGGCAUCCCGCCGGGCCGCCCAGGAGCUGCUUGGCCCCGCAGGAUUUUCUCGUGUCAGCGGGCUGAGUGUUCGUGGCGAUGAGCUCUGGGCGGAGUCCGCAAAAGACGCCGCGCAGAAACUGAACCAGUCAGCAUCUCCUUCCAACCCCGGGGGUGCGUCGCCGCAGGAACUUUACACCGGCAAGGGAGGCCCUUUUCGCUUGGUCCCGUUCUUCCAGUGCGGUUUCAUGUGGGAGCGGCCGGCAACGAAAAUGGACGACAGGGCCGUGCCGUGUUUUUUUCUCAACGCCGGGGACAACCACGCCGACGUCACCGUUAAGGUGCUCAAGGAGAGGACCGGCCACGUGUACUACACCUCCAAUGUAGCGUGGGCGGCGCUCCUGCCGUCGGGGGGCGGGGGGGCAUCUACCCUUCGAGAUCGUCGCUUCGCCGCCACCUGCUGCUACCGCCGCCGGACCGUCGCUGCCGCCGCCGCCUUCGAGGCCCGCGUUGCGGCCCGCGCCUUCGCCUGGUGCUGCCGCUCCGCUGCUCCCGAGGCCGCCCGCGCCAUCGACAUCCGUCGCUCCACCGCCGCCCGCUGCCGCUGCCGCCGCCGGACCGUCGCCGUCGCCGCCGCCUCCGGGGCCCGCGUUGUGGCCCGCGCCUUCGCCUGGUGCUGCCGCUCCGCCGCUCCCGAGGCCGCCCGCGCCAUCGAUAUCCGCCGUUCCACCGCUGCCCGCUGCUGCUACCGCCGCCGGACCGUCGCCGUCGCCGCCGCCUCCGGGGCCCGCGUUGUGGCCCGCGCCUUCGCCUGGUGCUGCCGCUCCGCCGCUCCCGAGGCCGCCCGCGCCAUCGACAUCCGUCGCUCCACCGCCGCCCGCUGCCGCUGCCGCCGCCCGACCGUCGCCGUCGCCGCCGCCUCCGGGGCCCGCGUUGUGGCCCGCGCCUUCGCCUGGUGCUGCCGCUCCGCCGCUCCCGAGGCCGCCCGCGCCAUCGACAUCCGUCGCUCCACCGCCGCCCGCUGCUGCUGCCGCCGCCGGACCGUCGCCGUCGCCACCGCUCCCGGACUGGUCUCGGCGACCGCACCGGGGUACGCACCUCUCACGCCCCAUGCUUCGAGACUGCUCGGCGAGGGGGGAGAUCCGCGGAUCCGAGGACGCACGAGAGCGGAAGCGCGCACCAUCGCCCAGCAACAGCUUUCUGCCCUAUCGGUGGACCGGCAGUUGCCAUCACUGCAGGACGAUGCCGUCACCACGCCUCUUCCUCCGACCGAGAUCACCAUGAGGCUGAUGGCUCAAGCAAACGAAGACGUCCUCCUCUCCAUGCUGGAUGCUCGGCGAGUCAUGAACGGCAAGACAAUGCUCCGGCCAGGAUUGGAGGGGGGCGGCGAGAAGGGGGGUGGAGGCGAGCAGCUCGCGAGGAGUGAGGGCGUGGUAGAGAGCACGGGAAAGCUGCCGGAGGUGGACACCGGCGAGGAGGGACGCAUGGGGAAUGGUUGGUCGAUCGGUCCGUCUGAGCGGGGCGUUCCGCUCGGACUUGUGGCGCGUCUUGCGACGCGCGACGACCUCGACUCAGCUGUGCGCGAGAUGGAGCCGCCUCUUUUGCGACCCGACAUGCCGCGCUGCCAUGCCAAGGACCUCCGAGUACCCCAGACUUUCAAAGAGGCAAAGCAGAGCGAGCACAGCGAGCAGUUCAUGGAUGCGGCCAAGCGUGAGCGAAUGAACAAUUGCAUCAAGUCGAAGUUGAUUUUUGAUUGGAAGGUAGAUGCGUUCGGCUUUCCUACGAAGGCCAAGGCUAGACUUGUUGCGAGAGGAGACAUGCAGAAGGAGUACAUUGACUUUGGCGAUUUGUAUGCACCUACUGUAGCUUCGUCGAGUGUUCGUAUGUUGGCAGCUCUGGCGUGUGAGCUUGACUUGGAGUUGUGUCAAUUCGAUGUCGACCAGGCUUUUGUGAGGGCCCCUCUCAAGGAAGAUAUUUUCAUGCGACUACCGGAAGGAUGUGGUGCGUUGUCGGGGAAGAUAGUGCAGUUGAACAAGAGCCUUUAUGGCUUGAGGCAGGCACCUAGAGAGUGGUACGCGUUACUGAAGAAGUGCCUUUUGGAUUUGGGGUUCGAGCAGUGCAUGGCUGAUUCGUGUGACUUCGACUUGGACGAGCCGAGCGUAGAGUACCCUUUUCGCGCGCUGGUCGGUUCGCUGUUGUGGACUGCCCUGUUGACUAGGCCGGGUAUCGCGAAUUCGGUGAGAGCAGUGGCGAGGUACUGUAGUGCACCGAAGUUGAUCCACUGGAAGGCUGCACUUAGCAUUUUAGGAUAUGCAGUUAGGAAUAGUUCUUUGGGGAUUUCUUUUCAGAGGGGGACGGUUUCGGGAUUUUCUUUGAUUGCGUUUGUCGACGCGGACUACGCUUCCCGUGCGGCAGACCGUAGGUCAGUUUCGGGAGGAGUAGUGAUGUGUGCAGGAGGGGCGAUUGCAUGGUUCUCCAAGACUCAAAAGUGUGUGACUUUGUCUACCACGCAGGCAGAAUACGUGGCGAUGGCGGACAUGGGGAAGGAGAUUUUGUUUUUGAGGCAGUUAGGGAUGAAGGGAAUGUCUUGCACUAAAUUUCAUUUCGGUCAGUUUGGGAUGAAGGGAAUGUCGGGCACUAAAUUUCAUUUCGGCCAGGAUUGGGGGUGGGGAGGCGCUGUGUCUUGGGUUUCCAGAACGCAGAAGUGUGUCACGCUUUCGACCACCGAAGCAGAGUACGUCGCGCUAGGUGACGUUGUGAAGGAGAUUUUGUUUUUGAGGCAGAUUUGGCGUUUCAUGUUGCCGCAGGUCGGCAUGCCUUGCAUCCCCAUCUUCGAGGACAACCAGGGGGCGAUUCAACUAGCGCAGAACCCCAUCUCAACAAACUCGAACUCGAAGCACAUAGAUGUAAGGCACCAUUUUCUCAGGGAGCUGGUAGAGAGGAAGGAAAUUUCGGUCAUCCACGUGCCGUCGCCGUACCAGCUUCCAGACGUUCUGACGAAGAAUUUGUCGAAGGAUGGAUGCUUUCGAGUCUCACCGUGA